AUGAAACAAUCAUUAGUUGAAUUAAAUGAUUUACCAGAUGAAAUUCUAAUAAUGAUUUUGAGAAAUUUACCAACGUAUGAAGCAAUCUAUACUUUUAUUGGUCUCAAUAAACGAUUCAAUAGACUUGUACAUGAUUCAACUUUUACAAAUCGUUUAACAUUAAUGACAUAUAAGUGGGAGCACUUUAUUGGUGCAUUACCUGAUCGAAUGCUUGAUCAAUUUUGCAUACAAAUCUUACCCAAAGUUCAUCAUAAAAUUCAAUGGCUUGAGCUUGAAUCAUCAUCUAUGAAUCGUGUACUUCUUGCUACCGAUUAUCCCAAUUUAUAUGGACUUAGUUUAUAUAAUCUUAAUACAAAACAAGCUAAACAACUGUUUUCUGGUAGAAAACUUUUAAAUCAUAAUAUAAAAAAUCAAAUUUCAUCACUUGUAAUUGAUACUGAUGAAGAUAACACACAUUUAACAAAAGAUAUCAGUAAACAAAUUUGUACAUAUAUUUUUACUACAUUCAUCAAUUUAAAAUAUUUAAAUCUUUUUCCAUCAGUAUCUCGUUGUCCUUCAUUAUCGUUUAACAUUUCAUCUCCAACUGUUUUCUCGUCAAAUUUAUUAGAAUUGUAUAUUAAUUUGAUUAAUUUCACUGAUUGUUUUCAUAUACUUGAUGGACGUUUCAAUCAACUUCGUACAUUACAUGUUAAGGUGCCUAUUAUAUGGUAUUCGGAUUUAGUUAUCAAAAAUAAUGAAAAUCUGACUAAUUUAAAAUGUUUCUCGUUAUACUGCAGUUCCAUUUAUAGUUAUAAUGGAUUAAUUGUGCCACUACUAUGUCGAAUGUCAAAUUUGGAAAAACUUGGUUUGUAUUUUUGUAAAGCGCGUGAAGUAAGAUUUAUUGAUGGAAAUAGUUUGAAAAAAAUUACUAAACAUAUGUCACAACUAAACAAAUUCAUGUUUAAUAUUCGUUCAUUAAUUUAUUUUAAUGAAAAAAUGAAUUUACUAUCAAAUGAAGAUAUUCAAUAUACAUUUAGAGAUUUUAAAAUUAAUGAUAUUAUUUGUUGUGUUGAUUAUUUUUUCAAAGAAUUCGAAGGUCAAUGUCUCAUUUAUUCAAAUCCAUAUACAUGGAAAGAUUACAAUAAUAUAACAAAUAAUUUUCCAGGUGGAUUAUUUCAAAAUGUUCGUCGAAUAUCAUUAUUUGAUGAACAUCCAUUUGAACAUGAAUUUUUUCUUAAAAUUGCUCAAUCAUUUCCGUUUUUAAAUCAAUUCGAUUUAACGAAUCAUCAACAACAAAAGAAUAAACGACGUAGAAUACCAAAGAAUUUUCUAACCGUCAAAUUUCCUCAUCUUACUCAACUUUCUCUUAAUAAAGUUCAUGAUGAUUAUGUUCAACAAUUUUUAAUCGAUACGAAAACCUGUUUACCAAACAAAGUUGUACUUCGUAUGGAUUAUGAACAACUCAAGAAAGUGACAUACAAUUUUAGAAGAGAUACAACACGAACAAAUUGUUCAAAAAUACAAUAUUUUCUUAGGGAUAAUGUUCGUCGAAUUCCAAAACAUUUCAAAGACUAUUUUCUUUAUACAAAUGUUUCUAAUUCAAUAAAAAAAUAGUUUUUUUGAAUUACUUGUAUUUAACUAUAGAAAAAAAUGAUUUUUGUAUAUACUUGAGGAUGUAUGGGCAUUGUUUUUUGAAUAUGUUUAUUACGUCUUCGACAGUCCACAUCCUCAAGUAUUCGCGAUCAUAGAUUUGAUGUUUGUUUCACCACAACACCGACAAAUGUAGAUAUGUCUAGAGGGCUGCAGGGUACGCUAUUUUGACAACCUGUAACCUGCCCU
Rotaria sordida is the source of this 1818-nucleotide messenger RNA. NCBI's taxonomy places the organism in Eukaryota, Metazoa, Rotifera, Eurotatoria, Philodinida, Philodinidae. The record is from the annotation of a GenBank genome assembly.